Onthophagus taurus is the source of this 1347-nucleotide messenger RNA. RefSeq lists its product as uncharacterized. The record is from RefSeq and is a predicted model, not a curated record. NCBI's taxonomy places the organism in Eukaryota, Metazoa, Arthropoda, Insecta, Coleoptera, Scarabaeidae.
AUGGAAAACGGCACUCAUACAUUAGAUACUACAGACACUUCCGAAAUAUCGAAAAGCAAAAAUAUCGAGAAUGAAGAAAAAUCACCACCACAAAAACUCCUUCACGAUGAAGUAAUCGAUGCUUUAAUUAAAGAAGCCGAAAAAAGGGGAUUAAGUGAUUGUCAACUUGAUAUUACAUCCGGAAGUACGAAAGGUGAUAAUUUUAUGGGUAUAUUAGCAAUAGUAAAGGUAACAGGAAAAAAUAUUAAUGGGGAAAAAGUUCAAUUAAAUUGGAUUGCAAAAGCAGCCCCACAAACCGAUUUGUACCGUUCAAUGUUAAAAAUAGACAUUGCAUAUGCAACAGAAGUUUACAUGUACAAACUUUUCGAUCAACUCGACGAAUUUCAAGCAGAAAAGAAACUUUUACAGCCAUUUAACGCCCAUCCGAAAUUCGUACUUUCCUAUCUCGAACCGUACAAAGAGAGUUUUGUUAUGGAAGAUUUGAAAGCGGAAGGAUAUGUUUUAAGAGAUCGUAAGCAACCGCUCGAUAUCAAUCACGUUAAACAUGUUAUGAGAGAAUAUGGAAAAUUUCAUGCGAUCUCGUUUGCUUUAAGGGAUCAAAAACCAGAACUUUUUGCUAAAUUGGCUAAAGAAUGCGAAGAAAAAAUUUUUGUAACCGAUGAUGAAGAACAUAUCCAAAAUAUGAUUAAAUACCAAGAUAAUUUUAUUAACAAACUAUUGGCUCUUUUAAACGAAGAAAGUGAUGCUGAAGUCAUUAAGUCUCUUAAAUAUUAUUGUAAAGAUCCUGUUCAUUUUAAUAUGAAUACUAUUACGGAAACGAACGAGUAUAGCGUUAUUGGACAUGGUGAUUGUUGGACUAAUAAUUUUAUAUGGAAAUAUGGGGAUGCCAAAAAUCCAGAAAUUCCUACUAAAGUAUGCAUAUUAGAUUGGCAAUUAUCUCGUUACGGAUCAGUAGCAUUAGAUCUUUCGUACUUCUUUUAUGCAUGCACAACUCAAGAGUUCAGAGAGAAACACUACGACAAAAUGAUUCAGCUUUAUUAUUACUCGUUAUGUUCGCAUUUGGUGGAAAUGGGGAGCGAUCCAGAAAGAAUGUUUCCGUUUUCCGCUUUGAUUAACGAACUGAAGCAUCAUUGCACAUUUGGCUUUUACAUGGGCACGAUGGUACUACAUAUCAUGAUUAGCGAUAACACCGAAAUGCCAGAAUUUUCUAAAACCGAUAAUGUUGAUCAAUUUAUGGAAUCUUUCGAUUAUAAAAGCGUCAAUGAACAUCUCUUUAAUGAACGAGCCAGAGGAGUUAUUUUGCAUAUGCAUCAAAAAGGAUAUUUUGAUUACUUGAAAGAUAAAUAG